This is a messenger RNA of Danaus chrysippus (African queen), 321 nucleotides long. The record is from the annotation of a GenBank genome assembly. NCBI's taxonomy places the organism in Eukaryota, Metazoa, Arthropoda, Insecta, Lepidoptera, Nymphalidae.
AUGCACGUAACACUCGUCACUGAGAUACGGCGCGCGUGCUCCUCGCUCAACGUGCCUCGAGUCACUGAACGCCGAGCCAGCCGCCAGUCGCCAGUCGCCACUCGCCAGACGGCUCACGGCUCACGGCUCACGGCUCACGGCUCACGGCCUGAACGGUUCCACAGUCCUCGGCCUGAUCCAGACACAAUGUGCAAUUCUAAAGUGAAAGUACUGUAUCGCUGCGACCCUGAUGUUAAAAUAUCCCAUACACACACCAUGUACACAUUCAACACCAUGAGUGAGAUCCGCUCACUAGAUGUGAACCUCCAUCCUGACCUUUGA